Molecule: messenger RNA, 4224 nt
Organism: Salpingoeca rosetta
Lineage: Eukaryota; Choanoflagellata; Craspedida; Salpingoecidae
Exons: 24
Coding region: 1-4224 (1407 amino acids)
Biological process (GO): positive regulation of GTPase activity; Ras protein signal transduction
Cellular component (GO): plasma membrane
Molecular function (GO): guanyl-nucleotide exchange factor activity
Source: RefSeq, a predicted model, not a curated record
AUGGACAGCGGUGGUGGUCUUUGGACAGAGGCUCAGGUGCCGGGCAUUCUUCGCUGGCGCGAAGGGCUAUGCACCCUUCCCCCACCAGCCAUCGCUGCACUGGCCAUUGCUCACUUUGACGAAGAGCCAAACUUGCGGCUGCUGGUGACAAGCCCAAGUGUGCAGAGAGAGCGUCGCACAUCCACGCUGCGAAAGGGGAUGCGCAUCAUCAAGUCAAUGCGCUCUCGAAGCGACCUUGGCGUGGGCAGUCCACCCUCGGCCUCUGCGCACCCUGCUUCCUCAAACACCAAAGAUGAGCUGGGCUGUAAGCCCGUCUCCCUCUCCGGCACCGUCCGCGACGCUCUCCAGCGCUAUGUCGGCAAGGCCCAGCUGUCAUCUGCGGAGUGUGCCGAGGUCUCGCGUAUCAUUGGGAACGACGCACACAUGGACACGCUAGUGCCUGCAUGGAAGGAAACGCAGCUGGAGUUUGGAACGAUGCUGGUGGCAACGAUGCGCUGGUGGACGACACCCUUGGACUUUUUCAACCUCAUCACGGCAUUCUACUCGCUUCCAGACACACCGCCCGAUUCCCUGCUGUUCCCGCGGUUCAAGUCCUGGGCCAAUGGUGCCGCCCGCAGCGCAUGGAAACAGGCCAUCUGCCGCUUCAUAAGGUGCUGGGCGACGCUUUCCAGCGACUUUGCAGACCAGUCCCUCUACGGGGCCUUUCUCCAGCUCCAGAGCACCCUCAAGAAGGACGAGAUUCUCACCCCAUAUGGGCUGGAUGCGCUCUCAAACGCCGUCGUGCAAUCCAUGGAAGAAAACACGAUUCCGCUGUGUCCACCAACCCAUUCUCCCGGCGCCAACGUCACGCCAACCCUCUCCCUCCAUCCAAAGGCGAAAUUCGGAAACCCACUUGUCAGGACGGUGAGUGGGGAACAGCUGAAAACGCUGGCGCAUCAGAUCACGGCGUUGGAGUGGGAUGCAUUUUCUCGCAUCACCCCGCACGACGUCAACUCGCAGACGCGGGACAGCAAGCGUGGAAGCAGUGACGAUGAUGGCGCUCUGCAUGCGUCCCGCAUCUCACAUGUGAUUGAUCUCGGCAACCGCCUCCGCAUGUGGGCCGUCUCCCAAGUGCUUCAGGGAAAAACCACUGAGGACCGCGCAGAGACCAUCGCUGCCAUUGUUGAAUUGUGCAUGCACCUGAAGUCACUGAAGAACUUUAGCUCGCUGAUGUCGAUCCACGGCGCAUUCAGCCACGCCGCUGUUGGCCGCCUCAAGCACUCGUUUGCCAGCUUGCCGAAACACAUCUCCCGCGACCUGCAAUCCCUGGACUCGCUCCUCUCGCCCCUCAACAACCACGAGCAGUACCGGAAACUCAUGAACAAGGUGUCAUCGCUGGGGAUUCCAUUUAUUCCGUACAUUGCCGUCCUGCUCAAGGACGCCAUGUCCAUCGAGCACAAAGCAAAGACGAUUGACAAGGCCGGUGGCGUGGAUGUGCACAAGCUGUAUUCACUGGCUUCGUGCGUUGACGUCCUCGUUCGAAAGGCACAUGUCCCCAAGGUGCAAGUUGACAUCCCGCUGCUCAUCAGCCUCAAGCACACGUUGCAGCAGCAACAAGACAGCCAGGCCUCAGACAACCAUCUCUAUGAGCGCUCGCUCACGUCGGACAGCGCUCGCCCCCGAACACGCGGUCGCUCCCGCCUUUCAAACUUCCGCCGCACACGCCGCCUCGGCGAGCAGCAAUAUCGGGAUUCGAGCCAGCAGCGGGAGUCAACAUCUGCGGCAGAGGCGUCUGCUGCGUCAACACUGCUCACUGAUCUCCACUCGCUCGGCCUCGCAAAUGUCACAGGCGUCAUUGCAGCCAAGUUUGAGGAGCUUGCAUGUGAUAUCUUGAUGGCGCUGGAUCGGCAGCUGGUUCUGUCCACCAACGGCACCAAGAUUGCCUCCACCCCGAGGCGCGCCCAGUCGACGUCGGCGAUGGUCGAUAUGCGCCCGCUUCGCUCCACCGCCACCUCUUCCUCGAGCUUGCUUGCGUCCGCUGAUGCGCCGCCAUCUGUACAGGAGGACGUCCCUGUCAUUUCCCUGCAGGGCCCGGAGCCGGCAGACCACCAGCACGAUCAGUACGAUCAGCACAACAUGCACCGCGACCACACCGCCAACACUGCAGCCCAUAGCGCUUCCGACGGCGAAGGCGAUGGCGUUGAUGGUUGUGCGCAGGGCGAUGCGGAUACCGCGAGCGUGUCGUCGAUGCCGGCGAGUCCCAAACAGCGGCUGCGCAGUAGCAUCUCCCUGGAUGCGCGUGCACGCGUACUGGAGGGGGAAGGCCGUGUUCGCGCUGGCUCCCCACUGCGUGCAUCAUCGGGUGACCUGCUUGAGCGCGUAUCUCCUGUUCCGGAUCACGGCUUCUCGGAACAACAGUACGCCCGUGCCCGCUCUCUGUUGAUGCCCUCCCUACCUCCCUUUGAGACGGCGGACAUCAACCGUGAUCAAGCUGUGGACAAGUCGGAUCUCGCCCACAUUCUGCUGCAGGCCUACAUGGCCACCACCGCCGCGUCCACGCCUGCGGCCACCCGCCCCGCCACCGCCGCCGCCUCUGUUGGGACAGCGAGUGAGCGCGGCGACAGCCCGUCAACCCGCACCAGCUUCUCUGCAAUGGGCAGCUCUGUUGAUCUGCUGCACACCCCGACACGCACAGCGCCAUCGCUCCGGCAGUCUGUGGCCACCAUCGGCAGCGUCAGCAGCCUGCCCAGUCCCGGCGUGAGCCCAACGCCGUCGCGCAAGCCCUCUGCUGUUCACCAAGUGCCUGGUGGCAGUGCUGAGCAGAAACCAGACACAAUGGACCAGAUGCUUGCUCUGCAGGCCGAAAUUGCAGCGUUGCAGAAGGAGAAUGCGCAGCUUCGUCGCGACCUGCAAGGUUUCUCCGACGUCAACUUGGAGGACAACUUCACCCUCAACAUGGUCGGCGACAUUGCGCGGGAGGAAAACGCCAACUUGCUACUGUGCAAAGAAGACUCGCUGCUGAUGGUCAUGCGUGUGCUGCAGACCAUUCCGGGCUUUCAAGACACGUCAUGGGAGGCUCUACGCGUGCUUGCAGAAUACGGCACGCGACAGCAGUAUGGGGCGAAUCGCACCAUCAACGUCUCAUCGAGCGACGAAUUCCACCUCCUCGUCCAUGGCCAUUGUCAGGUGUACUUGAGGGAGUCUCACAACCCCAACGCCACCUCCAAUCACAACAUCAUGGAUUUUGGAGAGAAGGUCUUUUCUGUGGGCAGCGGCGCGUCCUUCAUGCCGUGCUACUCAAAGACAUGGACUCUCGUCUCCCUCUGUCCGGCUCUCAUUUUCACCAUGCCGAGCCGGCUUGUGACGCGGCUGAUCCGCCUGAGCUCCAAAUCGCGGUCCCGCGGUGUGCACGUGAGCGACGUUGAGCGGCUGGUUGCGUCGCUUCGCUCGAGCAUCCACAACAUGGAGGUGGACGCGCUCGGGAUGGCGCGCCGCACGCCGCCGCAAUACGACACAGCCAUCCGCGCUGCCCGGCGGUCGCUCUCCGUGGACGACGCUGCGACGACGGCACUAAUUGGCUCGGCAUGGCGGCAGAGCAGCACAGAGCAGGACAUGUACGCCCAGGAUGUGCUGUCGACGUCGCAGCCAGCAGCCAGCAUGCAGCAACAGCAACGGGAACCGCGGAGGCGUGUGCGGCAAAAUGACUCUGACGAAGGUGAUGUGGAAGGAGCAACGACACGACAGGGCAACGCGCUGCUGAAAUCGUCUGAUUCUGCACCGCUGCGGUUUGGAGGGCAAGCAGACAGUGCUGAACGCAGCACGACCCGCAGCCGCGCCAAUGAUGGCAAUGGCAAACAGCCACACGGGCGGAAGCAACCCCACAGCAAUAACAGCAGCACGCACAGGUCUGCAGCAGGAGAGGAUUCGUAUGCCACGCCGCCAGUCUCCGCGUCAUCGACAACAACAGAACCUACAACUGUGCCGACAAGUCCAAGCGCAACGCCAGCGCCCAUGGACAGCGCCAUGGACGCCAACACAGCGGCGGCGCUGUCAGAUAUGGCGUCGGCGAGUCUGCACUUUGAUGAGAGCGUGCAGCAGGCUCUCAAGCACAGCACAGACUUUCAGGCCCGCGUCAGCAUGCUCGAAGGUCCGCUCGAAUUCUCGCCCAAGCUCAAGCAUUGCGCAUCCCCUGAUUUUGCACAUGCAGGCGCUGGGUCUGAGGACGAGCUUUGGACGGACGUGUAA